Messenger RNA from Macrobrachium nipponense, 1041 nucleotides. Its product is annotated as GTP-binding nuclear protein Ran-like. Gene Ontology annotation, biological process: protein import into nucleus; ribosomal subunit export from nucleus. The record is from RefSeq and is a predicted model, not a curated record. Gene Ontology annotation, molecular function: GTP binding; GTPase activity. Gene Ontology annotation, cellular component: nucleus; cytoplasm. NCBI's taxonomy places the organism in Eukaryota, Metazoa, Arthropoda, Malacostraca, Decapoda, Palaemonidae.
GUAAGUAAUCACAUUUUAUCGUGUUCUAGUGAUAUAAUCCUAUCGUAUUUGUGUGAUCUAGAUUUGACCUGCAAUAUUUGAUACUUGACUGAUAAAAAUGGCUGCUGAGCAAGAUAUGCCAACAUUCAAGUUGGUGUUGGUGGGGGAUGGUGGUACUGGUAAAACUACAUUUGUAAAGAGACACUUGACUGGAGAAUUUGAAAAGAAGUAUGUUGCAACACUAGGUGUUGAAGUUCAUCCACUUGUAUUCCACACAAACAGAGGUCCUAUCAAAUUUAAUGUAUGGGAUACUGCUGGUCAAGAGAAGCUUGGAGGAUUGAGAGAUGGUUAUUAUAUCCAGGCCCACUGUGCAGUCAUUAUGUUUGAUGUCACCUCAAGAGUAACAUACAAGAAUGUCCCCAAUUGGCAUCGUGACCUUGUGCGUGUUUGUGAAAACAUACCUAUUGUUCUAUGUGGCAAUAAGGUAGAUGUUAAGGAUCGUAAGGUGAAAGCAAAAUCUAUCAUAUUCCACAGGAAGAAGAAUCUCCAGUAUUAUGACAUCUCUGCAAAAUCGAAUUACAACUUUGAGAAGCCCUUCCUCUGGCUUGCAAGGAAACUUAUCGGAGAUCCUAACCUUGAAUUUGUUGCCAUGCCUGCACUUCUACCUCCAGAAGUCACAAUGGAUCCACAGUGGCAGCAACAGAUUGAAAAUGACUUGCAAGAAGCAUCUCAGACUGCCCUUCCAGAGGAUGAUGAAGACUUGUAAGCUGAACUGUGAUAUAUAAACAGAAAAUUAUAACCUCUCCACUUUACUUUUAUAAGGAUGUUAAGGAUUGUUCAUUAUAGGUUUAUCAUUGGAUUAUUUUUGUUACUCCAGUAUCCAAAUUAACAGUUGUAAUUUUUUUGCAGCAAAGGAAUUUUUCUUUUCCAUCUGUGAAGCAUUCCUUUUCUGCAAUGAAUUGAUUGAAAAACACAAGUUGGUAAUACCUGUAAUUGAUUUCAACAAAUUGAGGGGUGUUGCACCCUAUGACAACUCCGUUUUUUAAUAAAUUAAGAAAUUUU